AUGGUGCAAAACAUACAGUCGUCCAAUUUCAAAAAAGUAACCACUGAGCAAAUACUGUCCCCACAGGAUGAGGCUCUUUUUGACGAAUACUUGUUGCGUAACAAGCAGUUUGUUUUGAUAACAAAGUCCAAAACAAAAGAGGUAAAACAAAGGUUUCCUCUGUAUUUCGGAACGACCGAAGAUGAAAUCAAUCCACAUAGAAAGAUGACUCUCCGCCAAAAGAGACUGGUGAGAGACGCACAUUAUAAUACCCCACAAUACCUCGAAAACCUGCGAAAUAUCAAGAAGCCUUCUCACGCAGCAGAACAACCAAAGACAAAGGCACCAUUGCACACUCCGUCAGCCUCGAUCCAGCCAAAGCCGGUGAAUGGGUCAUCGAAAUCCGAAACUGCACCAACCGCCAAGGCCCCACCUCAGCCUCAAACUCAGACUGCCCCAUCUAAGCCUUCAAAUGUGGUAAAGAAGCAAGAAAAAGUCACAAAUCCAACUCCUGCAUCAGAGCAAAUUCCCAGCACAUCAGCCAGCCCUAAGGAGGCUUUAAAACCCGCUCCUGUUCCAACAAUGGCAAACAUACUGUCGUCAACAAAAACUCUUUCCCUAGCUGAAAAUUUGAAGCGUUCCCAACUGAAUCACGGAUCGGCAUCUUCAUCACCAGCAUCACGCUCAAAAUCAAGCUCUAAGAGUAAUACUGCUUCUCCGGCGGCUUCCUCGGCGGCUGUUUUUGAUACCGUUUCCUCUGAAUUCUUAUCCUCAAAUGCACCAAAACCUCUAGGUGUAACGCUUCUUAGAAUCAUGUUUGACUCAGAGUACAUAGAUAAAAUUUUCCAUACUAAAGAUGAUACGAGCUUGAUUUUCAGACAUGGUUUACAAAACUCUGGAAAUAUAUGUUACAUGAACUCUAUUCUUCAAUUCCUAUUUUACUGUGAACCCUUCUCGCAAAUCCUGAACAUUAUUAGAGAAACAACUAUUAGAGAAUUGGAUGAGACAAAAAACAACACUCCAAUAUUGAACGCCCUAUUGGAUUUACAAGACAGCUUCAAAAUCGCAUCUAAAACCCCUAGUAAAUACGACGUUAUAAAUCCAGAACGAUUCUACUAUUCAAUCGCUUCUUUGCCUAGAUUCUCGCAUUUGAGUUGGGGGCGUCAAGAAGAUGCAGAAGAAUUUUUGAACAUUUUGCUGGAUGGUCUACAUGAGGAAUUCGUUGAGAGUAUAAAAACUUUACCAACGAGCGAAGUCACAGCUUUUGCAAACGCUUUCAGCAAUAAAGAAACUACGAGGAAAAUUAUUCAAAAUGUUGAUUUUAUCAAAGAUGCGAGUAAAGAGAAUGCAUCUAUUUUAGACAGUAAUGAUAACUGGAAUGAGGUAGGCUCCAAUAUGAAGACAAUUGGCAAAAGAAGUUUUCAAGUCAAGCUGUCUCCGAUAGUCAAUCUUUUCGGCGGACAGUUCAAGUCCGUCUUGAAAGCGUCUAGCAAGAAAUCAUCAAUAACUUUGGACCCAUUCAUGCAGGUGCAACUAGACAUCAGUGACCCUGAAACCGAUGAUUUGAUUACAGCAUUUGAGAAGUUCUCGCAAGAUGAGGAAAUUUCCUUAGGUUCCACAAUGGCCAAAAAGCAAAACUUUAUAGACAAGUUACCGUCCAUUCUAAUAAUACACUUGAAAAGAUUUUCAUUCGUCACUAAUGAUGAGUCCAAUCCAGAAAAUGGUGACUAUGAACUCGUUACCAAAAAUAGAAAAAAUAAGAAGAAUAACAAAGAAUUACAGCAGGCGAAUCUUGCACAGCAAGCUAGGACAAGACUGCUGGAUGGCCGCAUAGAGAAAAUCCACAAAUUCAUAAAAUAUGAUCACAAACUAACUCUACCUAAAUCUUGCAUAUCAACGAUGGUCUCAGAGGAACCAAACUACAAGUUGUUAGGUGUAGUGUAUCAUCACGGCAGGUCGACUGAAAACGGACAUUACACUGCUGAUGUCCUGACAGAGUCUGAUCAAUGGAUCAGAAUUGAUGAUACAAAUAUUACUAAUAUCACCGCAUCAGAUGCAGUGAGCGAUCAAAAUCUGGGCUCCAAUAUCAAUAAAACUGCCUAUAUUUUAAUGUUCCAGAAGGUUUGA
Molecule: messenger RNA, 2106 nt
Organism: Pichia membranifaciens NRRL Y-2026
Lineage: Eukaryota; Fungi; Ascomycota; Pichiomycetes; Pichiales; Pichiaceae
Exons: 1
Coding region: 1-2106 (701 amino acids)
Biological process (GO): protein deubiquitination
Cellular component (GO): nucleus; cytosol
Molecular function (GO): cysteine-type endopeptidase activity; cysteine-type deubiquitinase activity
Source: RefSeq, a predicted model, not a curated record